ACCCUUCGCUAAGCCACGCCCAAAAACCGCCCUAGGCCAAUCGUAGUUUAGCAACGGUAACUAAGCGCGGAGGACCUGACAAACUUUUGGGCCAAGUGAAGAUGCCGAAGCACUGUGCCUAUGGGUUGUGCAAAACGGACAGCCGAUACCCAAAGAGUUUGGAGGGUGGUGUUGUUUUUUUUCCAUUCCCGAAACCCAAAACUCAAUACGAGAAAUGCCGUGAGUGGAUCAAAAAGUGUGGGAGGCCCCAAUCGCAGAUGAAUGUCUCGACGAUAACCAAGAACACUUACAUUUGCUCCAAGCAUUUUGUUAAUGGACAGCCGACACACGACUUCCCCAAUCCCAUUGCUGCUCUCCCGGGGUCAGUUCGUACGCGGGAGCAUCAGGGGGGUUGCCGGAGGUCUCCACGGAAAAGAAUCAGGUGUGACCAGCCGGAAACGAACACCUCAUUCUCCACCGAGGACACAUCACUACAGUGUGACUUGACCAACAACAGCGAAGAUCUCGACAACCAAGAGGAACUGAGUCUGCAACCAAGCCGUGAAGCCAACCAAGAGGAAUUGAGAACUCUUCAGGAUGCAUUAACUGCACAAAAGCAGGAGAUAAUUAGUCUGAGGGUUAAGCUUGAGGCAAAGGACAGGGAACUCCACCUUCAGAAGUGCACAGACUUAAACCCUGAGAUAUUGAACAUAAGCCAUGUGCCUGAUUAUUUCCAAUACUGAACAGGU
Molecule: messenger RNA, 728 nt
Organism: Gadus macrocephalus (Pacific cod)
Lineage: Eukaryota; Metazoa; Chordata; Actinopteri; Gadiformes; Gadidae
Exons: 4
Coding region: 102-722 (206 amino acids)
Source: RefSeq, a predicted model, not a curated record